Magallana angulata is the source of this 2825-nucleotide messenger RNA. RefSeq lists its product as uncharacterized. The transcript is spliced from 2 exons. The record is from RefSeq and is a predicted model, not a curated record. Gene Ontology annotation, molecular function: zinc ion binding. Bases 129 to 1964 code for a protein of 611 amino acids. Lineage: Eukaryota; Metazoa; Mollusca; Bivalvia; Ostreida; Ostreidae.
CGUGACUGGGUUAUGUUAUAGACUCUACCAGGAAGUAUACAUUAAAGAUCUCUCCAGUUCUCGAUUCUCGCCGUACUAGACUGUGAAAAAGCGAGACUUUACUUGACCGAAAAACUUGUCGAAACAAGAUGGCAUUAUCCCAGUCAGAUGCUCCAAAAACUGUUCCAGGCCUACCAGCUGUUGCCCAACACUACCUGGUGUGUGGCACUGAAGACUGUAAAAAGAACUGUCAGUUUUACUGCAAUCCUUGCCACCGACCAAUGUGUGAACAAUGCAGAGAUGAACAUCAGAAGAGUACAGAAGCCAAGAACCACGAAGUGGUCCCUUACAAACAACGCAAAAUGCAGCUUCCUGUGGAGAAAUGCAAGGAUCACCCAAAUAAAGAUAUAGACAUUCUCUGUGAGGACUGCCAAGUUCCAGUUUGUUCUAAAUGUGCCACACAAAACCAUCAAAAACACACACUUAUAGAUUUAGAGACAAUCUAUUCAGAGAAAUUCACUUCUUGUCUUGAAAAAAUCAAGGAAAUACAUCAGGUUUUUAUCCCGAAUUCACAAGAUGUUCAGAGGGAUAUAAAAGAAAAUGCCAAAGAUAUAAAAGAAAUCAUGGAUAAUGUAAGAAAUAUGAUGAAAACUGAAACCGAAUCUUUAAAAUGUCUGCUGGAAACAGUCACGUCAGAUAAUAUAGAGCAAGUCAAUAAAAUGGAAGAAUCACUUAUGGAGAAUCUUCAGAGUCAAGACAAAACUUAUCAAGAUUACAUCUCCUAUCUUGAGGACCUUGCCAAAAAGUUCAAUGGCUCCCUGUCCUCAACUAAACUUCAUGAUAGUCCACUCAUUUUCUCUCAUUCUGACCAACUAAAAGCCAAACCGAUACCUGAGACAAUUAAACCAGUCCCUCCAGUAUUUACUGCUGGUCGACACAGCAAAGAGGAUGUCAUCAAACUACUGGGUAGAGUAACUGUUCCAGACACCAAACCAGAGAACAGAAAAAUAAAACCCAUGGAGACUGCCUCUACACAGUAUAACAUCAUAAAUAGUUAUUCCUUAUAUUUAAUCGGUUUUUUGUUUCUGCUCACUUUAUUGGUACCUGGUUUAAACAUUUAUGACCAUACAUGGAAACAGAUUAAAGAAAACUGGAAGAAAUCUGACGUGAAACCAACACUGUCUCUGUCCUCCUCUGUCACCAAGGUCAGGGAGUACACAGUACAAGGUGUUCACAAUGUAUAUCAUAUAUCACUCAAUAAAUCGGACAGAGUCUGGGUCAGUGAUUGGAACGGCAACGUUGUCCAAACGGAUCUACUUGGUAAUCUGCUACAGAAGAUACAAACCAGUGGAAAAGAUGAAGGCUACCACACAGUCACACAGGACGGGGAUCUGAUCUAUACAGACAAAAGGAAUAAAGUCAUCAAUAGGAUAACACAGGAUAAUACAUUAACUGAAUUCAUUAAAACAGGAGACUGGACACCUCUCAGCAUAUACUCCUCCCACAUCAACGGCGAUAUACUGGUGGGGAUGAUAAAGUAUGGAGAGGUUAGAGUCACCAGGUACAAUAAGUCAGGGAAAGAAAUACAGAACAUACAGAAGGACAACAAAGGACAGGAACUGUAUAGAUAUCCAUACUACAUCACAGAAAACAUCAAUGGUGAUAUCUGUACAUCAGAAUAUAACAAGAAAGCUGUAGUGGUUGUGGAAAAAUCAGGACAACACAGGUUCUCCUACACUGGUCAGGGGUCUAAGUUUUUUCCCUUUGGUAUAUGUACUGAUCUCCUCGGUCACAUUCUGGUGGCUGAUGGUAUCACUGACGUAGUUCAUCUCCUGGAUCAGGACGGUCAGUUCUUGUCUCUACUACUACCUGCACAGGAUAAAAUAACAGGAUUUCCCCUUAGUUUAUGUGUGGAUGAAGAGAACAAUCUCCACGUAGGACAAAGAAGCACCAAUACAGUGUCAGUGUACAAUUAUCUACACUAGAAAGUGAUCAUUUAACCUCAAAGUACUUGUCUAGAUAUAUAUGUACAGUCAUGUAUGUACAUAUCUGCAUGGUCUCUAUCUAUAUUAAACAGUGAGACUAAAAUUAAACUAAUAACAGUACUUUGCAGUUGACUUUGUGUUGGGAAAAAGAAAAAUAUUAGCAAAUAACAAGUAACAAAUAUAUCAAUAACAUAAUUACAUUUACAUUGUAUAUUUCUACUGGUAUUGUUAUUGUAUGCAUUAUUUAAGGAAUAAUGAAUCUUUCUUUGAGUAUUAUGGGAUGAUAGUUUUGGUAGGGGCGUGGUCAAAUCCAAUAAAGCCCGAAGGGCAUUAUAAAAGAUUUGAUCACGCCCCGACUGAAAUUAUCAUCUCAUAAUAUUCAAAGAACGAUUCCUUAUUAUAUACAAUUAUAUAAUUUUCAUUGUACGAUUAAAUAUUUGAAUAUAAAUAAGCAAACCGCGCAGUUGCGACACUUCAGUGAGCGUUCUCAGGGGAAAAAAAUCAAAGAUUUCAUCGAAAAUUAUUCACUGAUACAAAUUUCUCAUCACCUGUGCAAUGUUCUUGUAAAAUGUACACAGUGACUUAGAGAACUUAAUUUGAAUGCCGAUAUGUACAAUAAAAAUAGAAAAAAAUUAAAGUGCAUGGUUCUUCUAACGUUUUGAUCAUAUGCGUCUCUACAUGUAUAUUAGUAAAUUUUAUCAUACAAGUUAUUGUUCAUAAAAAAAAUCUUCUACUAAAAUUCUUAUUUUCUUUUUUUGCUUCACACUGAUGCGUCGAGAUAUACCGGUAUAGUUUGAAACAAAAGCUAUGAAGCCGUAAAAACUUACUAUUUUGAUCACAAGCCCCACUUUUAUUUUAUUU